Molecule: messenger RNA, 600 nt
Organism: Leguminivora glycinivorella
Lineage: Eukaryota; Metazoa; Arthropoda; Insecta; Lepidoptera; Tortricidae
Exons: 3
Coding region: 130-582 (150 amino acids)
Biological process (GO): sleep; positive regulation of voltage-gated potassium channel activity; regulation of synaptic transmission, cholinergic
Source: RefSeq, a predicted model, not a curated record
AAAGUCUAUGGAGCACAUUUUUUUAUUGCGACAGAUUUAACCUUUACAGUAACCAUCUACUUACUGUCAAAUGUCAAAACUUUGAACUAUGCGAAAAUUUCGAGUAAAAUUUCCACUAGGUUUGUUGCAAUGUGGAGCGCACAGUGCGUCGUGCUGCUGACGGUGGCGGGCGCGGCGGCGGGUCUGUACUGCUACAACUGCUCGGAGACGCAACACGAGACCAACCAGUGCGGUGGCAGCUUCGGCACGGGUGCCAACUGGUUCAACGCUUCUAGGCUGCGACUGGCUACCUGCACUGGAGACAACGCCAUGUGCUUCGUCCGCUCCUGGUCUGCGCGCGCCAAACACGCGUGGCUGGUGCAGCGCGGCUGCUACAAGUCCGGCCCCGACGAUCCGCUGCCGCGCUCCGUGCGCAGCCCCACGCGGGCCAUGUCGUGCAAGCGAGAGAGGUACAAAGACGCCGAAUACAAGGUGUGCCUCUGCCAAGCGGACUGGUGCAACCCUGCGCAGUUGCACACACCACUGCAUGUGACCGCCGUGGUCGGAUUAACGAAUGUAUUACGAUGCUUGUAUCUGCCAUAGUCAUUAAAUGAAUCAUAC